Panthera uncia (snow leopard) is the source of this 1705-nucleotide messenger RNA. It is a transcript of the gene PPTC7, whose product is annotated as protein phosphatase targeting COQ7. The transcript has 5 exons. The record is from RefSeq and is a predicted model, not a curated record. Lineage: Eukaryota; Metazoa; Chordata; Mammalia; Carnivora; Felidae. The coding region runs from base 444 to 1196 and encodes 250 amino acids.
GGAGACAUUGUGUCCACUCCCUCUGCGCACGCUCGACCUCAAAGGCAGCCUGAGGCACGGGGCCCGAGAGGGCGUGGCUUGGGCCCGAGCCGCGAGCCGUAGGCGGGGCUAUAGGCGUGGCCACGGGGGGGGCGGCGCUGCCGGCGCGGCCCGGAACACGCUAGUGGAGCGGAAGAUGGCGGCGGCAGCGGUGGCUGCAGCCUGGACCCCAGUCGGGCUGAGGCGGAGGAGCCGCCGGCUCUGACCUCGCUCUGGCUCCGGUGCGCGCGGCGCAGCGUGUGCGAGGCCCCGCGCGUCGGGCAGGGGCGGCGCCGGCGGCUGUGCGCCGCCCUGAGGAGCGCUCCGGCAGCGGCGCUGCUGCGGCUGAAGAGAGAGCCGGCUCCGGGCCUCCGCGUCCUCCUGCUCCCCGGGCCCCCCGCCUCCUCGGGGGGGCGGCGGCGGCGAUGUUCUCGGUCCUCUCGUACGGGCGGCUGGUGGCCCGCGCCGUCCUCGGCGGCCUCUCGCAGACCGACCCCAGGGCCGGUGGCGGCGGCGGCGGUGACUACGGGCUGGUGACGGCCGGCUGCGGCUUCGGCAAAGACUUCCGUAAGGGCCUUCUCAAGAAGGGCGCGUGCUACGGGGACGACGCGUGCUUCGUGGCCCGGCACCGCUCGGCAGACGUGCUCGGGGUUGCAGAUGGUGUAGGAGGAUGGAGAGACUAUGGAGUUGAUCCAUCUCAGUUCUCAGGGACUUUAAUGCGGACAUGUGAACGGUUAGUAAAAGAAGGACGGUUCGUCCCAAGUAAUCCCAUUGGAAUCCUCACCACGAGCUACUGUGAGUUGCUGCAAAAUAAAGUACCCUUGCUUGGUAGCAGUACUGCCUGCAUUGUGGUGCUGGACAGAACUAGCCACCGCUUACACACAGCAAACCUGGGCGAUUCGGGCUUCCUGGUUGUCAGGGGUGGUGAAGUUGUGCACCGAUCAGAUGAGCAGCAGCAUUACUUCAACACUCCAUUCCAGCUCUCAAUUGCACCACCUGAAGCCGAGGGAGUCGUCCUGAGUGACAGCCCGGAUGCUGCUGAUAGCACGUCUUUUGAUGUCCAGUUAGGAGACAUUAUCCUGACGGCAACAGAUGGACUUUUUGACAACAUGCCUGAUUAUAUGAUCCUUCAGGAGCUAAAAAAGUUAAAGAUGAGGAGGUUGAAGCAGCAAGGAUAAGGGUAUGGAUCAAGAUCACACAGCUAAACAAGAAUCUUUCAUCAUGAUAUAAAAUUCUAAAGGUAUUUUCAAUAGGACACCUGGCAGCUCUUACUUGGAGAGCAAACUGUGUGGUUGGCCAGGGUCGCAUUCCUAAGCAAGGAAACUUUUGAGGUCCUCCCUGAAGUGCUAUCAAAAUCCACCUUUUCAGUCCUGUCCAGUUUUAGCAAGAAUACCUUAAGAAUUCCAAAUGGGAAAAAAAGCAGAAACGGAAAUCCAACCUUCAGGGCCCAAGGCCACCUGAGCAAAGAAUGACAUCUGACUGACAUCUUGUGCAGGCAGCACUGGUGGCCUUGUUCAUUUUACUGAAGGUGUAAUGUUUUAAUGUCUUCUCUAGAGUAAAAACUGAAAUGCUGGAAACUGUGGCUAGAUAAAUGUUACUGUCUCAAAAAGUGGUAUUUACAAAAAGCGUAUGUACUUGUGUGCAGAAAUCCUACGAGGCAUUGUGUAAAAAUAACUCCCUCAUCCUU